Actinia tenebrosa (Australian red waratah sea anemone) is the source of this 455-nucleotide messenger RNA. Its product is annotated as WAP four-disulfide core domain protein 18. Gene Ontology annotation, molecular function: peptidase inhibitor activity. Gene Ontology annotation, cellular component: extracellular region. The record is from RefSeq and is a predicted model, not a curated record. NCBI's taxonomy places the organism in Eukaryota, Metazoa, Cnidaria, Anthozoa, Actiniaria, Actiniidae.
CGAUUGAGAGACAGGAUACUGUGUCUUUUGAUUUAGCAAGUCUUUUGAGCCUGAAUUGUUCGAUUAUCUGCGAUUGACUCCACAACUGAUAAAGACGAUGAAGAAAUCUGCUUUUCUUGGUAUUGGCAUUCUUAUCGUGAUGUUUUUCAUCACAACUCAAGCUCAUCCAAUCCAACCAGACAGGUUUAUUGAUACUAUUUUGAAGAGGAAGCGCACAGGGUCAUGCCCAAAACCGGGUAUUGGUCUUUGUGCCGAACUUUGUGGCAGUGGGUGUCCUUACGGACAACUGUGCUGUUUUAAUGGCUGUGGUCACGAAUGCAUGGAUGCAGUUUGAAUCCCAAUACUGCUGGAGAAAAGAAGACGGUCAGCAGCAUGCAACCUCUAGAUAACUAGAUAAUGAAGUGUUAAACAUAACUGUACGUAAAACAGAAAGGAAAUAAAAAACAAAGAACAAA